This is a messenger RNA of Symbiodinium sp. CCMP2456, 510 nucleotides long. NCBI's taxonomy places the organism in Eukaryota, Dinophyceae, Suessiales, Symbiodiniaceae. The record is from the annotation of a GenBank genome assembly.
GACACUGUCGCCCCAGAAUCCGGGAACGCCACAAGCGGGCAAGAUCGAGGAUCUGCGCACACAGCCGCAGCUUCCAACGGCCUUGCCCAUGGAUGGCACAGGCCCCACCAUCCCUACCAACUUGUCUGCCACUUUGCCGGUGCAUGCAGCAGAGAUGGGCAUGAGGGGGGCGGGGCCGGCUCGGCAGCAGUCUCUGUCACAGCAGCCAUCGGCGCCCCCUUCGCGGCAGUCGCCGUACCCGCAGGCUGGCCUUCAGCCGUCGCAGCGGCAGAUGUGCGCCGACAACGCUGGCCCUGCGAGCAUUGCUGCCUGGCCAGGGAAUUCUGCGAUGGGCAAUCAACGACGAAGCCCUGCACCCAGCCAGGUAGCGCAGCCGCGACGGCAAAGCCCACGCAGUGCCCAGGCACCCGCUGCAGCGGUGGCUGGCGGCCAGCCAAGGAUGAUGCAGCCGCCUGGCAUGAUGCCGAUGCAGCACAGGCCGCCCAGUCGUCCGGGCUCCAUGACCAACUC